AGUUUCAAUCAUAAUCGACGUGUCGGUGGUGGAGGUCCUGGGCAAAUACCCCGUAUGCGUCCAAGUCCCGAUAAUCUGCAGUCGCCACCUGGCUGGAGGCCACCACUGCCGCCUCCAAUGCUUGCUGGAGGAAUGCAGCAAAUACGACGUGAAUUCAAUGGCAAUUGGCCACACAACACUGCCAUCAAUAAUGCAGCAACACGAUUUGCUCACUCCAAGGAUGCGCCUGUUCUCGAUGUGGGCAAAAGUCAAUUUUAUCGUCCCAAGGAUGGUUCACAAUAUAAUUAUAAUGUAAAUCAAUAUACAACGCCGAAUUUUAAGGCAUCGCCGCCACAUUUUAAUGGGAACAUCGCCGUCAAAAACAACGAACAAAACAAAUUUCCAAUCUAUACGCCAAUAAAACAGUAUGCGAUUCCCGUUGAGGCCAACAAAUACCUAAGCUAUGCGGAUCCUACAAGUAAACAAACUCAAACUCAACCCCAAACUCAAACCCAAACACUUCAACAUCAUAAUCAAUUGGGAAAAGCUUCCAACGGUUAUGCCGUCUAUGAGGAUACGGAAAAUGCAGCCAAGAAUGCUGUUCAUUUGAGCUUCAACUAUCAGCAGAAUCCGGGGCCACAGCUGAUGUCCAAGGACGCUGAGAAAUAUUUGCAUUUUAUGGGCACCAAUGAUUAUUUUCUGCCCAGACGUGAUCCCAACUACAAACAGCUGGAUGCUGAGCGUGAUCAAAUCAGCUAUCACCAACAACAGCAACUCAUCCAAAGGGGUCAACAGCAACAACAACAUCAACAGCCAACAGUUCAAACACUUCUACAACGUCAACAUACAGAUAGCAGUGGAUCGUCUAGUUACAAUAAACCCUUGCGCGUCUCCGAUCUCUUCUAUCAGCAAGAUCCCGCUCCAGCAAACUCGGCCGUGGUCCGGGGCAGUUAUCAGGCGGGUCAGAAUGCCUUUGUCGUCAAGUCGGAUGGCAACAAAUCAGUGAAACAUAUUUUAUCCACCACGUUGACCUCGAAGACAACACAAACUCCUCCAGGACUACCCACUUACACCAAGCCCUGGCAGAAUGCCCAUAAAACAGCGACACCAGAACCAGUGCGUUUCGAGUUUACGGAACACGAUGCCAUCAAGGGAUCUGCGAGCUACACGAAUGCGCCUCAAGCACCAAAAUUCUACUAUGAAACGCACACAUCAACACCCCAAAUUCCCAGUUUGAGUACGGCAUCUAUUCCCAAUAUUCCGCACUCAGUCAAGGAGGGUCAAAUUGUUGGAGAAUCAAAGGAUGGCACUGCUUAUGUAAAGAAGCGUCCCCAAGAGAAAGGGAUUUUGAACCCACCAAUUGUAGCAACAGACUCAGCCGAGUCGCCAAAGGAUAAUGAAGCUUAUUGUGAAAAGAUUUGCGCAAAUGUCUAUGAUGAGAAUGAUGAAAUAGUGUGUGGCUCUGAUGGAUAUAUGUACACGGGAGAAACACAACUGCAGUGUUAUUCAACUUGCUUAAAUAUUGAGGUCUCGAUACAGAGUAAGGGGUCAUGUGCAUAAAUUUGCUUCGAGUGUGAGCU
This is a messenger RNA of Drosophila grimshawi, 1559 nucleotides long. Its product is annotated as G-box-binding factor. The transcript has 3 exons. The record is from RefSeq and is a predicted model, not a curated record. NCBI's taxonomy places the organism in Eukaryota, Metazoa, Arthropoda, Insecta, Diptera, Drosophilidae. Bases 55 to 1539 code for a protein of 494 amino acids. Gene Ontology annotation, molecular function: protein binding.